Molecule: messenger RNA, 1339 nt
Organism: Vitis vinifera (wine grape)
Lineage: Eukaryota; Viridiplantae; Streptophyta; Magnoliopsida; Vitales; Vitaceae
Exons: 1
Coding region: 174-1190 (338 amino acids)
Source: RefSeq, a predicted model, not a curated record
GAAUAAUAGUCAGCAAAGCCGCCAUCAGUUUCCUAGAAUGACCCUAUAACGCAUCUUUAUAACUACAAGCCUGAAUCAAUUCUUGAUCAAAUUCAUUCUCUUUAGAAGCCGUUCUCCGCCCAUCAACCUUCUUCUUCACUUCCUCUCUGCAACAAAUCAUUUCCAUUGAAGUAAUGGAGGUACAGCAACAAGAAAUGAAGUCUCUUGGAGUCUUUGAUAUCUACAGAGAAGCCUACAAGAUCAUUCUCUCACGGAGGAAGAUCUUCACCCAAAUCACCUUUGCCCUGAUCCUCCCACUAUCCUUCAUUUCCUUAGCUCAUACUAUAUUAUCCAACACUCUGUUCCCCAAAAUCACUGAUCAGAAUCAAAAAGAUUUGGCUGAAACCCAAGUCCCCACUUCCAACUACGCCAACAUAUUUGAUCUUCUCCCGUCGACAUCUGCCUCCUAUUGGCUUCUCCAGGCUGCAUACACCAUCUUCUCUUUUAUCCUGUUCCUCCUUUCCACGUCCGCCAUAGUUUACACCAUGGCUUGCAUCUACUCCGGUCGGGAAGUGACUUUUAGGCUGGUUAUGAGCGUAGUGCCAAAGGUUUGGAAGAGACUCAUGGUCACAUUCUUCACAAUCUUUCUGGCCCUCUGCACUUACCACGUGGUUGCCUUUCUAGUCUUAGCUUUAGUAGCAGUGUUGAUUGCAUUUGGCCCUAAUACUAAUGUGGGGUUGGUGAUUUUGUCGGUUGUUGUGGUGUUGUACUUGAUGGGUUUUCUUUACAUGAGCAUAGUUUGGCAAUUAGCUAGCACAAUAUCGGUGUUAGAGGACUCAUAUGGGUUUCAAGCCAUGAAAAAGAGUAACCAACUAAUCAGAGGCAAGGUAGGUAUGGCAACCUUCAUCUUCUUGAAGCUGGGUUUAGUCUAUUACAUGCUACACAAGGCAUUGGAGAGGGUGGUGUUGCAUGGAGAGCCACUGGGCAUGGUGAAUAGGGUGGCUUUUGCAAAUGUGUGCUUAUCGUUACUUUCGUUGUUGAGUCUCUUUGAACGUGUCAUUCAGACUGUUAUCUACUUCGUUUGCAAAUCCCACCACCACGAAAAUAUUGACAAGUUGGCUCUAUCGGAUCAUCUCCAGGUUUACACCCAAGAGUAUUACAUUCCUUUAAAGGGCGACAAUCUUCAGUUAAAGCAGUUCAAUGUAGGAUGAGCUUUUGGUAAUUAAAGUUGUAAUUUGUUGUUCAUCAAGGUUAUUGUUGUUCAAUUAUGGAUCUGUAUAAAAUCCAGAUUGACAGCACAGAUAAAUCAAUUCAUGUCGCUUGAAUAUUGAAUUGAAUAAUAAAGAAAUCUUUAUAUAUA